GAUAUUUUGCAAUGCCUCUCUUCUCAUUUUGUCAACGUAAUUAUUAAAACAAUCUGCCAAAAAGUCAGUUUGUUGUAGUUCCUUUAUUUUCCCUUCAAUUAAAGGGAUGUGGUAAAAAGUGUAGAAAUCUUUUCAUUAAAAUAAACGGCUGUACAAGGCUGCACUUGAAUUGACGUGUGAGUGAUUACGUAGCCUAGUGGACAAAAAUGCGGAAUAGUUUACAAAACGCCUCAAGCAGACAUGUCCUGGCUGUUUUAACAUUAUGCAUACUGUGGUAUGUGAUCUCCUCCAGCAACAAUGUCAUCGGGAAAAUGGUAUUGAACGAGUUCCCGUUCCCCAUGACGGUGACAAUGGUGCAACUGUGUAGUAUAGCCUUGUAUAGUGGACCGUUCUUCAAUCUUUGGCGUAUACGGAAGUACCAAAACAUUUCUAGAGGUUACUAUUGGCGAUUGAUUAUUCCACUAGCAUUGGGAAAGUUUCUUGCAUCGGUGACAUCACAUAUUUCGCUAUGGAAAGUGCCCGUUUCCUACGCUCACACGGUUAAAGCGACUAUGCCGCUGUUUACUGUAAUCUUGACACGUUUGCUGUUUCGUGAGAAGCAACCCACUCUUGUGUACCUCAGCUUGGUGCCAAUUAUAACAGGUGUUGCAAUAGCUACCUUAACCGAGAUUUCAUUCGACAUGGUUGGCUUGAUAAGUGCGCUCAUAUCGACGAUGGGCUUUUCACUGCAGAAUAUCUUCUCUAAAAAGGUCCUCAAGGAUACCGGCAUGCAUCAUCUGCGUCUUCUACAGUUGUUGGGUAAAUUGGCGUUGAUUAUGUUCUUGCCAAUUUGGAUAUUUGUGGACAGCUUUAAAGUUAUACAACAUCCAGCUAUUACCAACUUCGAUUAUAGGGUGAUUGCGUUGCUAUUCACUGAUGGCGUUUUGAAUUGGUUACAGAAUGUUAUAGCUUUUAAUGUGCUCUCAUUAGUUACACCACUGACUUAUGCGGUUGCGAGCGCCUCAAAACGAAUUUUUGUGAUAGCCGUGUCGCUGUUUAUUCUAGGCAAUCCCGUUACGUGGUUAAACUGCUUGGGCAUGACUUUAGCAAUAUGCGGCGUAUUGUGUUAUAAUCGGGCUAAGCAAGUGUCACGAAAGGCUGAGACGGUAUUACCGCUAACGCAAAAUCAUCGCAUUAAAUACGAACCACUCAAAGGAAAUUUUGACCCUUAUUAUCAGGGUGCAACGUCGAGUAACCUAAAUGGUUUCGCCAACAAGCGUGCUGAAAAACCAUACACAAAUACUAAUACAGUACCAACAAAUAGUUUGCUGUCGAAUGGGAAUAUGUUUCCAAAUGGCAGUGCGACGACGACACGUUUACUUUUUGUUUAAUUUAAAAGAAAAAAUAUAUUUGUUUAGUAGUUGUAAGAGACAAAGCCGUUAGGUAAAGCUUAGGUAGAUAGAUAAUAUUUUUUGUUGACGCAUAUUAAGAAAGAAACCGAUAUUAAGCAAAUUGUUCAGCUGUGUAAAUAUAAUAUUUUUUUACAACUAAAUUCAGGAAAAUAAAGUCUCGGAGUAGACGUAAAAUCAUUGUAUGCGUAUGUAAUACAAUAAUAAUUAACUAUAUGUAUAUAAAUAAUAACUUUUCCCAGCGAGAUUUAUAGCAUGUAAAUGUAAAUGAAAUGUGUCUGUAAAACAGGGCUAAUUUGUAUGAAUUUAUACUAACAUUAUUUUUCGUUAGCAAAUUGUAUGUGCAAGUAUUACAAAAAAAAAAACAAAA
Molecule: messenger RNA, 1758 nt
Organism: Zeugodacus cucurbitae (melon fly)
Lineage: Eukaryota; Metazoa; Arthropoda; Insecta; Diptera; Tephritidae
Product: solute carrier family 35 member E1 homolog
Exons: 5
Coding region: 207-1370 (387 amino acids)
Cellular component (GO): Golgi apparatus
Molecular function (GO): antiporter activity
Source: RefSeq, a predicted model, not a curated record